AUGAAAGUCAAAUCAGUUGUAGGUUCGACGACAACAGAGACUAGCUUCACCAUUCGAGAGGUGACAAUGUCGGACACUGAAAGUAACCUUGGUUCUGUACAAGAGAAGGAGCCUACUCAAGAUGAGAAUCCGAGCUCGAAGCCUCUUGUAGAAGCUGAGGAAAUGGAAGACUUGUUUGGUGAUGAAAGCGGCAAGGACUCUGGGAGUGAGAACGACGAGGAGGUGGGUUUAAAGGGCGAUGGUGAUGAAGAGCAACACUCGGGGGCCGAGGAUGAUGAACAAGCAAUGUACAAUCGUAAGUUUUAUGGCGAGAACGCUGGAAAUUCGGAUGGCGAAGGCUCCGAGGGUGAGUUCAGAGAAGCGGAUGUGGACGUGGUCAAACAUAUUGUGCCUUACUCAACAGCUCCUGUCCAGGAGAACGAAGGGCAAAAAGGUUUGUUUUACGCGAAAAUGCCACAAUUUUUGUCCGUAGAUCCCGUACCGUUCGAUCCUCCUGCCUUCCAGGACAAAGUUGAACAGCGUGCAGCGCAAUCGGUCUCGAAAGAGGACCAAAUUGGAGAUCGGCUCAUUGACGAGAACACUGUUCGCUGGAGGUACUCGCGGGACAGUAAUCAACGCGUUUACAAAGAGUCCAAUGCACAGGUUGUUCAGUGGUCUGAUGGCACUUACUCGCUACGAUUGGGCGAUGAAUACACAGAUGUUCUGAUAAACGACAUCGACAACACGUAUUUAGCCGUCUCCCACGAGCAACAAGAGCUCAUUCAGUCUGCGAAAGGUGGCGAGAUCUCCAGUAGCAUGAUUUUUAUUCCAACAUCUACCAACUCCAAGAGUCACCAACGUCUCAGCAAAGCUGUAGCUCGCAAGGAGCAGCGUGAACACCAGGGUCCAAAUACUUAUAUUCUUCGGGUGGACCCAGAAUUGGAGCAAAGGGAGCUGGAAAAGAAGCAGGGCCAAAUCAUCCGCGAACGACGUAAGAGACAAUUACGCGAGCAACAGGAGCGCGAAGGGCUUGGUUCUCCAGAGCCUUCAGGAUUGUUAGCCAAACAAAGAGGGGGCUCCUCGUCCAAAUCUGGACUGGCUUACGAUGGUAGUCGGUACGAUGAAUACGAAGACGAUGGAUUCAUGGUAGACGAUGAAGAAGACGAUAACGAACUCCCCGAUGACGAAGAAGAGGACGAAGAGGAUGUUACUGGCGAAAGCGAUGACGAUGACGCUAAAGCUGACCGUUUAAGACAACUCAAACGCAGUGGUGAAUCUCACUAUCGCGAGGAAGAAGCUGAAAGUAAUGCAGACGACGAUGCUUCUUCGCUGAAAAGAAGGAAAGUGGCGAUCUUGGACGACGAUGAGGAUUAG
Molecule: messenger RNA, 1353 nt
Organism: Lachancea dasiensis
Lineage: Eukaryota; Fungi; Ascomycota; Saccharomycetes; Saccharomycetales; Saccharomycetaceae
Source: the annotation of a GenBank genome assembly